Molecule: messenger RNA, 1447 nt
Organism: Daucus carota subsp. sativus
Lineage: Eukaryota; Viridiplantae; Streptophyta; Magnoliopsida; Apiales; Apiaceae
Exons: 7
Coding region: 145-1221 (358 amino acids)
Source: RefSeq, a predicted model, not a curated record
ACUUGUGGUAAUAAAUUCCCGCCAUCAUCAACAUCCAUAAUUCUGUAAAUCCAAAAUCUUCCCCGCACGCAAAGAAACCUCUUCCCAUUUCACAUUCUCAAAAUUUAUACACUCCCCGAAAUUUAUACUUACAAAAAAGAAGAAAUGGAGCUACAAGUGAUUGAUUUGGCUCCAUAUCUACAAUCAAACGAUUCGGAUCCGACCCAUUUGGAUCCGAAACUCAUCUCACUCUGCAGUGAAGUCAGUCGGAUUCUUAAGGAAACCGGGGCUUUGUUAGUGAAAGAUCCGAGAUGUUCAGUUGAGGAUAAUGAUAGAUUUAUUGAUAUGAUGGAGAAGUAUUUUGAAAUGCCAGCUGAGUUUAAGAGGCUUCAAGAAAGACCCCAUCUCCAUUAUCAGGUUGGAGUGACCCCUGAAGGAGUUGAAGUUCCUCGUAGUCUGGUUGACGAGGAAAUGCAGGAAAGGUUUAAAGAAAUGCCAAAAGAAUAUCGACCAUUAACUCCUACAGGACCAGAUCCCAAGUGGCGGUACAUGUGGAGGAUUGGUUCUCGACCAUCAAAUACUCGCUUUCAGGAAUUGAAUUCUGAACCUGUUAUACCUGAGGGUUUCUCUGAAUGGAAAGACACAAUGGACUCCUGGGGAUAUAAGAUGGUAAAUGCUAUUGAGGCUGUUGCUGAAAUGGCAGCAAUUGGAUUUGGUCUUCCAAACGAUGCAUUCACUAGUCGCAUGAAGCAGGGACCACAUCUUCUAGCUCCAACAGGUAGCGACCUCAGUCGGUAUGGCAAGGAGGGCACUGUGUUUGCAGGGUACCAUUAUGACCUUAACUUUCUGACAAUUCAUGGUAGAAGUAGAUUUCCUGGUUUAAGCAUUUGGCUGAGAAAUGGGCAAAAAGUCGAGGUGAAGGUCCCUAUUGGAUGCCUUCUUAUUCAAGCUGGAAAGCAGAUAGAAUGGUUGACUGCAGGAGAUUGUAUAGCUGGUAUGCAUGAAGUUGUCGUAACUAAAAGGACAACUGAUGCAAUUAAAUUAGCAUUGGAGCAAAACCGCAGCCUCUGGAGAGUGUCAUCGACAUUGUUUGCACAUAUAGCAUCUGACGCUAUACUGGAGCCGUUGGGUCAUUUUGCUGAAUCUCCUCUUGCUGCCAAGUAUCCCCCAAUCUGCGCAGGAGAAUUCGUCGAACAAGAGCUUUCUGCAAUUAAUCUCAAAGGAAAUAAAGGAGCUAUGUAACUCAGCAACACAGGCUUAUUUGAGACUGAUGCAGAUGCUAGUAACUUCACAUUAUUCUGAAGGUCUAAAUUAUAUAGCAGAUUGGGAUAUUGUUGUUCCGCGAAUCUGUAGCCUGGAGAAACACUAGGCACUACAUACAGACCAUAUUGUACUUUAUGUUACUGGGAUAUGAAUGUUACUUCUUUUACCAAAAGCACUGGAAUGCAAAAUAUAACUUGUUAAGUCC